Messenger RNA from Acytostelium subglobosum LB1, 1293 nucleotides. RefSeq lists its product as hypothetical. Gene Ontology annotation, cellular component: membrane. The record is from RefSeq and is a predicted model, not a curated record. The coding region runs from base 1 to 1293 and encodes 430 amino acids. The transcript has a single exon. NCBI's taxonomy places the organism in Eukaryota, Evosea, Eumycetozoa, Acytosteliales, Acytosteliaceae. Gene Ontology annotation, molecular function: alpha-(1->3)-fucosyltransferase activity.
AUGAAGACAGGUCGACAGCUGACGAGUACGACGACGUCCAACAAUAAUACAACCACCUCAAUCACUGCAACAUCAAUAUCAAGAUAUAGGCUAUUGUUGGGUGCUCUGUUGUUAUUAUCUCUGUUACUCACUGUUGCAUGGAUUGUGAUAUCGAGCGAGCAGCAGGCCGAAUUGGAAUCAAUACCAACGCCUCACUUGGUAUCACCACUGACAAACAAUGAACAUGUAUUGUUCUUGCUGGGCAAUCGUGAGUGGGGCCAACUCUCUGCACUGGCAGGCGGUGCAAAGUGUGGACACAAUCAAACAGUGCUCGAACUCUCAUACGACAUGUCGCGGAUGCAUGAAGCUUCUGGCCUCUUCUACUUUGCCUCGGACAUUGACACGACCAAACCUAUGCGCAAGUGGCAGGUCCAGCUGCCCUACCCCGACCGCCAGGUCAAGGUGUUGUUUGGCAUCGAGUCGGCUGGCAACAAGUAUGGCAUGUGCUUUAGCACACCCGAGUGCAUUGAGUACUUCAACUGGACGAUCAAUUACCUGCCUCAACCCUACAACGAUAUUGUCGAGUCAUACUUGUUCAAGCCCGACUAUGAUAAGUUCUACGCACGCGAGCUCGAGACACCAUUCAACUUUGAAAGCAUGAUGCAGAUGAAGCAGCCGGGCCGCAUAGCAUCGUGGUUCAACAGUAUGUGUACAUUGGCAACUGAGCACCAAACCGAUGAUGCAGAAGAGAGCGAGCGCGUCAAGUUCAUGCGCCGCGUCAUGGACAAGAUGCACGUCGAUAGCUAUGGAGGCUGUUUGCACAACAAGGAUGAGCCGCCAGAGGGUGGGCGAUUUAGCAGUCAGCGAGACCUUAUCAAGAUCGAGGUGAUGAAGACAUACAAGUUCAACUUUGCACUGGAGAACUCCAACUGUCCAUAUUACUUCACGGAGAAGGCUCUGCAAUGUUUGAUGAAUGGUAUUGUGCCUGUGUACAUGGGCCACGAGACAACAUUGCAGUUCAUGCCACCUGGAUCAUAUAUAUAUGCUAAGGAUUUCAAGACGGUCACUGAGUUGGUGGAUCGACUACAUUAUCUGGAUCACAAUGACACAGAGUAUCGAAAGUAUUUCGCAUGGCGAGAGAAUCCAGAGACAUUGAUCAAAUGGGCCGACGCAUUUCACGAGAACAAUGAUUUGUGCGAUCUCUAUUCCCUCUACAUGAAGUUUAAAAGCAACAUGGAUACCUUUCCUCGCAAGCAUGCCAUUGCUGAUCCCCAGGCAGUCGCCUGUCGCGAGGACUACCAACAAAUUGAAUAA